UAUCAUCCCGUCUUCAAUGGCAUCGAAGGGCAAAGAAUUUGCGGGAGAGUUCCACUUGGACCUUGAUGCUUUUUCCGCAUCCCCGGGCCAAUUUAACCCCCUAAAAUCUACGACAUACUGCUUCAGAUGAAUCGACAAGCUUCACAAUGAAUGCAAGCAUUCUUACCAAGGCAGCGGCCCCGGGUCGUCUGCUGUCUAGCCGUAUUUCCAGGCAAUCCAAGCUCAAGGAUUCGGUUUGCAAACGCGCCCAAAUCCACACCGUCACUUGUACCGUUAGACCCACGAAGCCUCUAGCUUCUCGGGUGACAUCUCAAGCUCCCUCAUCCAAACGUGCAUUUCAUGCGACAUCCGCCAACCUCGCACCGAGCGAUCCCUACAAGACGUUGGGUGUUGACAAAUCAGCAUCUGCGGGCGACAUCAAGAAGGCAUAUUACGGCCUGGCAAAGAAAUACCACCCCGACACGAACAAAGAUGCCGGAGCGAAGGAGAAGUUUGGCGAGAUCCAGAGCGCAUACGAAAUCCUGUCCGAUCCCAAGAAGAAGCAGCAAUUCGACCAGUACGGCGCUGCCGGCUUCGACCCCAGCGGCGGCGGCGGCGACCCGUUCGGAGGCGCUGGAAACCCAUUCGGCGGCGGAUUCGGAGGGCAAGGAGGCUUCGGCGGCGCCGGCGGCUUCAACUUUGACGACAUCUUCUCCGCAUUCACGGGCGGCCAGGGAUUCGGACGCCGCGGCGGCGGCGGUGGAGGCGGACGGAACCCCUUCCAGCAGGAGAUCCUGGUAGGCGACAACAUUGAGGUGCAGUCGAGCAUAUCCUUCAUGGAGGCGGCCAAGGGAACGAGCAAGACCAUCACGGUGACGCCCCUGACGGAGUGCGGGACGUGUACGGGCAGCGGACUCAAGCAGGGCACCAAGCGGUCGGCGUGCAAGUCGUGCAACGGGACGGGCACGCGGGUGCACUUUAUGAACGGCGGGUUCCAGAUGGCGUCGACGUGCGGCAGCUGCGGCGGCACGGGCACGACGAUCCCCCGCGGGUCGGAGUGCAGGUCGUGCGCGGGCAACGGCGUCGUGAGGGAGCGCAAGACCAUCACGGUCGACAUUCCCGCGGGUAUCGAGGACGGGAUGCGGCUGCGCGUCGACGGCGCGGGCGACGCGCCCGUGACGGGCAAGAAUGCCGAGGCGGGCAUGCGGACGCAAAAGGGCGACCUCUACGUCUUUGUGCGCGUCGCGACGGAUCCCAAGUUCCGCCGCGCCGGGUCGGAUAUCCUGUAUACGGCCAGCAUCCCCAUCACGACGGCGAUGCUCGGCGGCGAGGUAACGGUGCCGACGCUUGACGGGCAGGUCAACGUCAAGGUGGCGACGGGCACCAACACAGGCGACAAGCUGACGCUGUCGGGCAUGGGCAUGAAGAAGCUCAACGGCAGACGGGGCGGCUCAGGCGACCUCAAGGUGGAGUUCCGGGUUAAUAUGCCCAAGUACCUGAGCGCGAACCAGCGUACGCUGGUGGAGAUGCUGGCGAACGAGAUGGGAGACAAGACGGCGCGGAAGAUUAUGAACGUCACUCCCCAGGGGUGAGUCCUUUUACCUGCGCGAGAACACGGGCGAGCGAGCGAACCAGUCGACACCGGACUUUUCUGCGUCUUCUUUCCUCUCUACCUCACUCUGUCCUGAAACUAGGACACACCUCGACGCCCGUUUGUACUAAUUCCCGAAAGUAGAACCCAGCCAGCUUCGCCCGACGACUCCGAGACUCACAAGAACGAAGGCUUCCUCAAGUCCAUGUGGCACACCCUGACGAACCACCCGGCUCACCAGAAGCCUGGCGAAGACGGUGCGGCAACAACGGAUAAGAAGACGGACGAGAAGAAGGACGAGUCCAAGAAGGACUCUUGAGCUCUUGGUGGCUCGUCUUGAGCUAGAAGGUGUCUUUAAUGUCCUCCGUCCUUGUACCAUAUCUCGGGCCUCCUUGCGCGAGCCUUGGCGGGUGUAGACGCGAACUUAUAGAAGAGCGGAAAAGUGUUGGAGGAUCUUGCA
Messenger RNA from Colletotrichum acutatum, 2030 nucleotides. RefSeq lists its product as uncharacterized. Bases 147 to 1571 code for a protein of 474 amino acids. Gene Ontology annotation, cellular component: cytoplasm. The transcript is spliced from 2 exons. The record is from RefSeq and is a predicted model, not a curated record. Gene Ontology annotation, biological process: protein refolding; response to heat. NCBI's taxonomy places the organism in Eukaryota, Fungi, Ascomycota, Sordariomycetes, Glomerellales, Glomerellaceae. Gene Ontology annotation, molecular function: ATP binding; heat shock protein binding.